Molecule: messenger RNA, 1494 nt
Organism: Dichotomopilus funicola
Lineage: Eukaryota; Fungi; Ascomycota; Sordariomycetes; Sordariales; Chaetomiaceae
Product: Isotrichodermin C-15 hydroxylase
Exons: 5
Coding region: 1-1494 (497 amino acids)
Molecular function (GO): monooxygenase activity; heme binding; oxidoreductase activity, acting on paired donors, with incorporation or reduction of molecular oxygen
Source: RefSeq, a predicted model, not a curated record
AUGGGUUUUGUGACUUUUGGUUCGCUCGCUGGGCUUGGGGUUUCAGCGGCAGGAAUCCUAGUGUUAUUCCUUGUGGUGAAAGGCGUGUAUUUUGCGUUCUUCCACCCUCUCGCCAAAGUCCCAGGGCCCAAACUCUACGCAUUCUCCGACCUCCCAUACCUUUACUACCUUCUCCGCGGGGAAUGGCCGCAGAAGCUCAAGCGGCUCCAUGACGAAUACGGACCAACGGUCCGGUACACGCCUGAUUUUGUGUCCUUCAUCUCGGCCGGGGCAUGGAAAACCAUCUACGGCCACCGGGCCGCUGGACAAGAAUCCUUCCCCAAGGACCCAGUCACCCGGGGUACCACGCGAUCAGGGCACCCGCACAUUGUCCUAGCCAAUGACGAGGACCACCGACGUCACCGCCGACUUCUCUCGCAUGCCUUCUCCGACCAGGCAUUGCGCGGUCAAGAGGACAUCAUGAAGCAGUACGUUGAUUUGUUGCUGGUCAAACUGUCCGAAAAGGCCCGGUCCGGCACAGCAGUCGACUUGGUCAAGUGGUACAACUUCACCACAUUCGACCUGAUCGGUGAUCUCGCCUUUGGCCAGUCCUUUAACUGCCUUGAGGACGGGGGGUACCACCCUUGGGUUGCCAUGAUCUUUGACAAUAUCAAGUUAAGCGUGUUCUCGGAGACGUUCCAGCGGUACCCGAUACUCAACCUCCUCAAGUCCUUGUUUGUUUCCAAAAGAUUGAUCAACAGCCAGAAGGAACAUUGGGAACUAGUCGAACAGACGACAAAACGGAGGCUCGCAAGUGGGAAUGUGACUCGCGAGGAUUUCAUGUCAUACAUCCUACGACACAAUGAUGAGAAAGGCAUGACUCCUGGAGAGAUUAUUGAGAACGCAAAUGUCCUCAUCAUCGCGGGGAGCGAGACAACUGCGAGCUUGUUGAGCGGGACAACGUUCCACCUCCUCAGCAAUCCUGAUAAGUACCGAAAAUUGGUCCAGGAGAUUCGGAGCUCUUUCAACACCGAGGACGAUAUCACACUUUUGGCCGCGAACGGGCUCGCCUACACCAACGCUGUGUUUGAAGAAGGCUUCCGCAUGUAUCCCCCCGUACCUCUUGCUCUGUCUCGCCGCACCCCGCCCAACGGGGAGGAGAUCGAGGGGUAUUGGAUGCCGGGAAAGACAGCGGUUGGGGUCCCGCAAUGGGCCGCUAACCAAAGCGAGACCAACUUCCGUGACGCCAGCAAAUUUAUUCCCGAACGGUGGUUAGGUGACCCCAAGUAUGCGAACGAUUCCCGCGCGGCGAUGCAGCCAUUCUUGUUGGGCCCGCGUAAUUGUAUCGGGAAGAAUCUUGCCUACGCGGAAAUGCGCCUUAUCCUGGUCCGCCUGCUCUGGAACUUUGAUCUUGAACUCAUGCCCGAAAGCAAGACCUGGAACAAGCAAAAGAUUUAUCUGCUCUGGGAAAAGCUCCCUCUCAACGUCAAGUUAAUCCCGGUUUCAAAGCGUUAA